CGCGCCCAGCUGCAGAGGCGCCCCUCCGAGCGGGCGCGCGGGACGAGCCCACCGCCACCCGGCGGGCCGAUGGGCCCGCCCUCGGCCGGCAGCGGGGCCGCGCCCGGGCGGGCUGGCGGGCCGACGGCGCUCUCGGUGGUGCGCUCGGGCAUUGGGCUUGCCACGGACCUGUACGACCUGACGAUCAUCAACGCGAUCCGCCCCCAGCUCGAGGACUCUGAUUGCUAUGGGGAGCUCUCCCCGUCCAUGAACGGCGCCAUCACAUCCGCCACCAGCGCCGGCGCCAUCGUGGGCAGGAAGCUUGAGCUCCAGGUUCAACUGCGUGAUCGUCGACCGCUUCGCGGCUGCAGCCUCGGAUGGUCCGGGCCCCGGGUACGUCGAGAACGCGACCAUUCCGAAGAAGGUGAGGGAGGCGACGGCUCGGCCCCUAGAGGGCCAGCUCGCCUUCGGCUUCGCGGCCGACGCGCUCGGCCGGCGUCCGGCCUUCAUCGCCACCGCGGCGCUGCUCUCCCUGGGCGCGGCGGGGAGCGCCACCGCCGGGGCGGUGGGCGGCCUGGGCCCGUACGAGG
Prorocentrum cordatum is the source of this 569-nucleotide messenger RNA. NCBI's taxonomy places the organism in Eukaryota, Dinophyceae, Prorocentrales, Prorocentraceae. The record is from the annotation of a GenBank genome assembly.